Molecule: messenger RNA, 2073 nt
Organism: Acytostelium subglobosum LB1
Lineage: Eukaryota; Evosea; Eumycetozoa; Acytosteliales; Acytosteliaceae
Exons: 1
Coding region: 1-2073 (690 amino acids)
Source: RefSeq, a predicted model, not a curated record
AUGCGUCAACACAGCUCACCAUUGUAUUACGUCGGCGACAACAUCAUCCACAAAACCAAUCUUUACAACCAUCACAGCAGCGUAAAUAAGAAACAAGCACAACAACUAAAGCUACAACAAAAGCAACAACAACAACAACAACAACAACAUCAACAACCACAACAACAACAGCAACAGCAACAACAACAACCAAAACCACUACUACAAAAACGUCAACAACAACAAGAACAAUCAGUUACAAAGCACAAAGAAAAUGGAGAAGAUGAAAUCUUUGUAAAGAAGGGAAGAUCAAGAAUGCUCUUUGAUUUCAUACAGAUGGAUAUUGAGAGGACGGCCAAGUCAAUACUCUAUCUGCUAGAGUGUCGCAAGCGAGGCAUCUACGAGUACUUGGAGCAUCGCCCGGAUGUGACGCUCCUGACGAUCAUCCACGAGCAUGUCUGCCAUCUCACCACCCGUGUGCACUUUGUCCACUUUGUUAGGGAGUCAUUCCGCAACAGGCGCCUGAUGGAAAGGUCUCUGCCGCUGCUUUCGUUCGACCUGGACAAACACACCCCUGAGCAUCUCAAUGCCUGGAUAAAGCGCGUCGAGGAGUUUGUCGGACUGGUGCUCUUCCACAACAACAUCGACACGCCAGCACUCUCAAAGAUACUCAAACAGCGACUGGAGAACGUGUUUGAGCUCAAGGACCUUUUGCAAAAGCGCGGCCAGAUGGCCAACGUUGACGAGGGCGACUCGAGACUGCUGGAGGAGCAGAUCGACUCGCUGCUUCACGAGUUUGACCCACAGCGCCACUACGACCGCAUGUAUGACGACCUGCCGCGCGAUGUGGCCCGAUUCGGCAGUGGCUAUGUUGGCUCCUACAUCAACACAUUGGACACGAUACCCAACCUCACGCACAAAGACAAGUUGUUGCUGCACCACAGCGCCGUUGGACUGAGGAUCAUUCUUUUGAAGGCCAAGGGCGUGGCAAAGACGAAGCCCAAGUACAUUGGCAUCAGGAUAGACCCGGACGAGGAGCUCUACAAGAAGGUCGAGAAGUACAUCGACAAUGAGAUGUCGUACGCGCUGGCCACCGUUCAGUUCUUUGAAAUCCUGUACGGCCACUCCAAGGUUCAGCGUGACACCUCGGCCGAGGCAGAGCAGCGCAUCCUCCCGCAGAUUAUCGGCAUGUUCACAAUGAUGCGAUACAAGUACCUCUGCAAGUACGCAAUGACGCAGAGCAAGCUACAAAAGCCAUUAGACAACCUCAAGAAGGCCAUAUACAAGUUUGUCGAGGCGGUCAGGAAUGGUCUCUCACACAAUCACCUCGCGUCACACCUGCACGACAUUUGCGACAUCGUCUCGGUUAUACAGUACAAGGACAAGGAGACACACAAGGCUGCAUUGGACAAGAUCGUGCACUACAUCUCUUUCCUGCAUAUUGAGAAGGAGAUGCUGCUGCUCGACAAACAGAGGACACUUGAUGAGUUGGAGAGGGAGGCUCAGGCCCAGGCCCAGGCUCAGGACGACCAGGCACAGCAGCCCACCUCAUCAACAUUCUUCAACCUGGACUCGAUGAUCACAGACACGAGACAAGAUCUUCAAGUGCUGCAUGAUGAGCUCGCCAAUCUGUCACUUUUGAAUCAUUUGGACUUUGGCAAGGUGGAGCUGUCCAACCAGGACAUCACGGUGGCAUUGGCUCGAUUCAUGCAGUUGCGUAUAGUGAUGGCAGAGAUCAGCAACAAGUUGGACACUUUGCCCAAUUACAAACUGGACGACAACGAGUCCAUUCCACAGAACAUUCACGCACUGACCGAUGCAGAAUUCUACAACAUGGUCAUGAUCAGUAUAAAUGACAUUGUCCAAAGACUCAACAUUCUCAGUCAACAACAAUCAUUAUCAUCAUCACCAUCAUCAUCAUCCAAUGCUACAAAGACAACAGAAGCAAAAAGACCAAAGAGAGAGAACAACAAUAACAAGGAAUUGGACAACACCAACAACAACAAGACGAUGGCUAAAGAUGAGUUUCUGGAUACCUUUGUGAAGACCAAAGUCGACACAAGGACACGUAAUCUAAAUGAAGUUAUUAUAUAA